GAGAGGGGAAGGACCUGAGGGAACAAGGUGUCUCCCUGCCGCACAAACUCAGCCUGUAUAGCCAGUCAGUUUUUGGGACAGCGAAAUUGGGUACAGUAUGGGAGCGCAACGCUUUUCGAUUGUCCCUAACUGGAUUACUACGCUGGAGAGAGUUUGAGAACGAGGUGAAAAGUUUCAGGGAGAGCCUUCUCUGAGGACUUCUGGUGCAGGUCCAUGACGAGCCAUUGAAUAUGGGGACCACUGAAGCAGGCGUUCUGCUUGCUGUCAUGGCAAUCUCACUGCACAUAGCAAGCUGUCACAGGAGCCUGGUGAAGGGCUACUCUCCUCUGAGCUUCACCCAUCAUCUGUACAAUGCCACAAUUUAUGAGAACUCUGCCCCAAGAACCUACGUUGAAAGCGCCGUUAAAAUGGGCAUCGUUGUCACAGAUGACUUCUGGGACAUCAAAUACAAACUGGUGGCUGGGGAUGAAGACAACCUUUUCAAAACAGAGGAGGUCACAGUGGGAGAUUUCUGCUUCCUACGGAUAAAAACUCGCAGCAGUAAUUCUGCUUCACUGAACAGGGAAGUAAGAGAUAGUUACACACUCACCAUCGAGGCCAGUGAAAGUACCUAUGACUACCAGGCCAGGACAAAGGUGCUGAUUCGAGUGCUUGACACCAAUGACCUGAAGCCACUCUUUUAUCCUGCCUCCUACAAUGUCAUUAUCAAAGAGGACACUGCGCUGAAAACCAGUGUGGUCCAAGUCAGUGCCACCGAUGCUGACAUUAGCAGUAAUGCUGACUUCUAUUACAUCUUUAUUAGCAGAUCACACCCCUUUGCAGUUGACCCCUUCACAGGUACGAUCACCCUCAUCAAGAAGCUUGACCACAGUCGAGCACGCAGGUAUGAGCUCACAGUCUUAGCUGAAGACAGGACUAAGAAAAUCUCAGGAAUUCAGAAGUUUGGGAAUGAGGCAAAAGUCGUAGUAAAUGUAGAGAAGGUCUCUGCCAAACCUCCAAUAAUCAAACCUGUCACUGUGAUACCACAGAAGGAGGACGAUGAUUUGCUAUCUUUAAAUGUGGCAGUCAAAGCUGGAGUGAAAGAGGUAGAAGCUUUGAAUAUUGUUGCUGGAGAUCCACAGAAGUACUUUGAAACUAUUCCAUCCAGUCUGGAAUUUUACAACUUUGAGGUAGUCAACACCAGGAAGAUAGACUGGUCACAUAGCCCAUUUGGUUUCAAUAUUUCCCUUCAAGCAAAAGACAGGAACAAUCCUCCCAUUCUUUCACUGAUAAACGAGAUCUAUAUUCCCCCUAGAAAACAUGCCCCAUUGAAAUUUGAGAAGGAAGUCUAUCAUGUUAUGCUAAGUGAAUUUGCCCCACCAAAGAGUCACGUGGUCAGAGUAAUGGUAACACCAAAUCAUGCUAAUGUCACAUACCACAUCAGAAAUAGCCCCAAAGGUUUCAAAUUCAAGAUUAGCCAUAAGACUGGCCAGGUUGUAACCACAGAACAUGUGGACUUCGAAACAAAGUCAUACUACGAGUUUGAUGUGGUGGCGAAUCACGGAGAGGCACACGCACAUGUCAUUGUUGACAUCAUUGAUGAAAAUGACAAUGCCCCCAAGUUCACCAGUCCCUCAUACCAAGGUACACUCCCAGAGAAUGUGCCCAUUGGCACUAGCAUUUUAACGGUCACUGCUACGGAUGGGGACAUAGGCAAUAAUGGCUUUGUGACCUAUGCCAUCGCCAAUACAGGUCCACUACCGUUCACAGUGGACCCAUUCACGGGUGUCAUCUCCACAUCUGAGGAGAUGGACUAUGAGCUCAUGCAGAGGUGGUAUCACCUCAGAGUCUGGGCCUCUGACAGUGGAAGCCCCUUCAGCCAUGUGAGCGAAUGUGCCGUGACACUCAUCAUGAGUAACGUUGACGAUAAUGUACCUCUUUUUGAGAGGGUGGGGUGUAAUGCCACCAUCCCCCUGGACUUUGCAGUAGGAGAGACUAUUGGCAUCAUGUCUGCUGUAGACCUGGAUGAACUGCAGCAAGUCAGGUACAGCAUUGAGUCUGGUAAUGAGCGUGCCUUGUUCAAUAUUGACCCUGUGUCAGGGUCCAUCAGGCUGGCUAAAGAGAUUUCCUCAUCCCUGUCAGCUGGUGAGAAGCCAUCAUUUAGGCUCAAUAUAACGGCUACAGAUGGCAUACAUAGUGCUGUUCCCACUGUUGUUAGCAUCACUGUCACAGGCACGGGCAGUGAACCCAGCAUGCAGUGUCAGGAAAUGGAGGUUUUCAAACAGUUGACAGAACGACUAAUUCAAUCUAUAAAGCCUGAAAUGACUCAAGAGGAGGACACUUUUUCAGAUAUCCAUAUAAUUAACAGACACUCUCCUAAAUUUGAGCCUGAUUUGCCAAGCUCCAUGGACCUCAGAGAGGACUUCCCAUUGAACACUACCAUCCUGCACUUUCGGGCUAUGGAUGCUGACACAGGCUUUAACGGAAAGCUUGUGUAUGCCAUCUCCAGCGGGAGCGAAGAUGGGUGUUUCAUCAUUGAUAUGGAGACUGGAGAGCUUAAGCUUAUUUGCCCAUUGGAUAGAGAAACAAAAGCUUUCUACAUUCUGAACAUUACCAUCUAUGAUUUAGGGGUCCCACAGACAUCUGCAUGGAAGUUUUUGGCUGUGAAUAUAUUAGAUGCCAAUGAUAAUCCACCCAUUUUUGAUCAGUGCAUGUAUGUUCUGAGUAUACCUGAGAACACAGAAGUGGAUAAGAGCAUCUUUAAAGUACAUGCUGUUGAUUAUGAUUUGGAUGAUAAUGGAAGCAUUAAGUAUUCCCUUCUAACUUCAACUGAAACAUUCAAGAUUGACAAGCUAACUGGAGUACUGAAGGUAGCAGGCCAGCUGGAUAGAGAAACAAAUCCAAGGCAUGACCUGAAGAUUGAAGCAAGAGAUCAGGCUAAAGUAGAUGCUCAGCUUCUCUCCACAGUUGAUGUGGUGGUGGUCUUAGAGGACAUAAAUGACAGUCCGCCAAAAUUUGUGCCAAAGGUCUACAAAAUUCAAGUCCCAGAAGAUGUACCCUUAGGAACAGUUCUAUUAUGGGUUGAGAGCUAUGACUUAGAUCUCGGUGCUGGGGGAGAAAUUAGUUACAACCUGAAGAACACAGAGAAUGGGGCUUUUUUCAUUGACACAUCAACAGGCUGCUUGACACUUGAGAAGGAACUAGACUUUGAGAGGAAGCAGUUUUACAAUCUAACUGUGCGGGCAGUGGACCACGGACAGCCACGAUCCUUGUCUUCCUCCUGCUUCAUAGAGGUUAAGGUGUUGGACGUCAAUGAAAAUCUCAAUGCCCCAGCAUUCUCCUCAUUCGUCUACAAGGUACCUGUGAUGGAGGAUGCGGCAGUGGGCACCUCAGUGGUCACUUUGACUGCAGUUGACAGAGACCUGGGAAAAGAUGGAGUUGUGAGAUACCAUAUCCAUGAUGGAACAGGAUUAGGAAUAUUCACCAUUGAUGAGGAAACAGGAGUUAUUCGGACUGCAGAAACUUUGGACCGGGAAGCCAUUUCACACUAUUGGCUUACAGUUUACGCCGCAGAUCUUGGGACUAUACCCCUAGUUUCCUGGACAGAGGUGUUUGUUGAAGUGAUGGAUAUUAACGACAAUCCCCCUGAGCUCUCCCAACCUAUAUACUUUGGCUCAGUGCUGGAAAAUUCACCUAAGGGCAAGUCUGUGCUGAAAGUGGAAGCCACAGAUGCUGACUUAAACUCAGAGGAAAAACUCACCUUCCAGACUGUGGACACACAGCGAAUGUUUUCCAUCAACACCAAGACAGGUGUCAUCACCACUCAGGCUGUCUUGGACCGUGAACAGAAAGCAGAGCACAUAAUUGAGGUGAUCGUGUCUGACAAUGGCACCCCGGCCUUGCGCUCCACAGGCACCGUGGUCAUCCAGGUGCUGGACGAGAAUGACAACAGCCCCCAGUUCAGCCACAAACUCUUCCAGGUGAAGCUGCCCGAGAGGCAGGGUGUGACUGAGCCACAGGAAGUGUACAGGAUGGUUGUCCGGGACGACGACGAGGGGCCGAACGCUGAGGUCACAUUCAGCUUGGAGAAUGACUUGGAGCACAAGUUCAAUAUCCAUCCUACAACUGGCGUGGUGUCCUCUAAGGGUGACUUUGGACAUGGAAACUACACUAUCCUCACGAUCAAAGCAACAGACCAUGGAAGCCCAGCAAGGAAGUCCACAGCUCGCCUUGAUAUUGAGUGGAUUCCAAAGCCAAUGGCCACCUCUGAAACACUGGCCUUUGACGAGCCACACUUUAACUUUGCUGUCAUGGAGAUGGAUCCUGUCAAUCAUAUGGUGGGGAUAAUCAGCACUGACAGAAUUGGCAGCCUCCUCUGGUUUGACAUCAUAGGGGGUGAUGAUGAGCUGGAUUUUGACAUCGAGAAGGACACUGGGACUAUCAUGAUCGCCAGGCGCUUGGAUGCAGCAAAAAGGUCCAGCUACAACCUGACAGUGAGGGUGACAGAUGGGUCCCAGACCAUAACCACGCAGGCUUACAUACGUGUGGUGGACAUGAAUGGGCACCGGCCCACGUUCCUCAAGAGCCAGUAUGAGGUGAGGGUCCCAGAGGACACUGCCCCCUGGAAAGACAUCCUGCAGAUCAGUGCCGAAGACAAAGACUUCAACAGCAGGCUUCUUUACACCAUCCACAGCAGCAUCCAACCAGAGAGCAUCCGUCACUUUCAGCUGGACCCCAACAGUGGAGUUCUUGUCAUAAAGGAAAAAUUGGACUAUGAGACCUUACCUGUGCACACCCUCAUUUUUAUGGUUCGAGAUCAAGAAAUCCCCAUGAAGAGGAACUUCGUAAAGGCUGUUGUCUAUGUGGAGGAUUGCAAUGACCAUUCUCCAGUGUUCAUGAGCUCACGAUAUGAGGCUAACGUGCUAAACCUGGCAGCCAUUGGGACAGAGGUGCUGCAAACUAAAGCUCUGGACAAGGACACGGGCAGCAACGCUGAGAUUGUCUACUCAUUUCACUCAGGAAACACUGAAGGUGCUUUCAGCAUUGAUCCUCAAACUGGACAUAUAAAGGUGGCUAAGCCCUUAGAUACCCUAUCACAGGAACAAUACCACUUAACUGUGAAGGCUACUGAUCAGGGCUUCCCCCAGCGCAGUGACUUAAGCCCUGUCAAUAUCCAUGUUAAACUCUCUGAAAAAACACCACCCAAGUUCUCCUCAAAUGAAUACUUCACUGAGAUCAGUGAAUCUACCCCUAAAGGUUCUCCAUUUUUUACAGUCACAGCCUCUAGUUCCUCAGCUGUGCACUACAAGAUCAAAGGCGGGGACCCAAAUGGAACUUUCCACAUCAACUACUUCUCUGGGGUCCUCUCAAUUCAAAGUGCUCUCAAUUUUGAGGAGCGCUUCUCCUACCGGCUUCAAAUAAGAGCUUCCAGCCUGGCAGGGAGCUACUCAGAUGCAGUGGUGAACAUCUAUGUGAUUGAUGAGAAUGACAACUCUCCCGUUUUUCUUCAGGAGGAGUUUGUGGGGCAGAUCAGUGAGUCAGCACACAUAAACAGCAUGGUGAUGGGAAAGAACAACACCCCUCUAGUGAUACAGGCAACUGAUGCAGAUAGUGAUGCCAACGCCCUGUUAGCUUUUCAAAUCCUGGAACCCGAAGUGCAGAAAGUCUUCAAAAUUGAUCCGAGCAUGGGGACCCUCUCCAUAAUAACUCCCAUUGACUUUGAACUAACUCCCGAAAUUCAUUUCACUGUUCAGGUCCGUGACUCUGGGGAGCCCUCUCUUUAUGCAUCCAAACCAGCGAAAGUAACUGUCCAUGUUCUAGAUUUCAAUGACUGUUUCCCCAAGUUCACAGCACCACUUUAUGAAUCCUCGAUCAUGUUGCCUGCUUUCCAUGGCAUGGAAGCCAUCCAAGUCACAGCAGAUGAUGCAGAUUCAGAUGUGUCAUACAGCAUUUACGAAGGCAAUUUUAACAAUGCUUUUAGUAUCGAUCCUACCACUGGUAUUAUAUCUGUGGACAACGCCUCCAACCUCAAACUUAAUUACAAGCUGUUUGUCAAGGCGUCUGAUGGUUUAUUCAAAGAUACAGCCAUCGUUAAAAUAAACACCACCAACAUCACAAUGACUGGUCUUAGGUUUGAGCAAAAGUUCUAUGCAGCUACGGUGAUGGAAAACACAACAUCUGUCAAAACCUUAGCUGUUGUAAGAGCCUCUGGGAGCUAUCUGAAUGAACCUCUGUUGUACACAGUUCUAAACCCAGGGGGGUUAUUUUCAGUGAUCCAGACAUCUGGUGUUCUUGAAACCACGGGUGUACCUUUUGAUCGAGAGAAACAAGAUGUGUAUGAUGUGGCAGUUGAAGUGAGGGACUUUCAUAGUCCUCCACGAAUAGCUUUAGCCAAUGUAAAGGUGUACAUCAACGAUGCUAACGAUAAUGCACCUCAGUUUCUGAAUUUGCCUUACUCCAUCAUGAUCUCUGACGAUGCUGAGCCUGGGGAUGUACUCUUUCAAGUGACAGCAACAGAUAAGGAUCUUGGUGAAAAUGGAUCCAUCACAUAUCUGCUGGAGGAUGACUUUGACCUCUUUAGGAUAGAUCCUUAUCUUGGGGACGUGUCACUUCAAAGGCCCCUUGACUAUGAAUCGAAGAAUAGGUAUGUUCUCAGUGUGUUAGCUGAAGAUGAGGGCAUGCCUAGUUUGGCAUCCAUAGCAGAUUUGCAAAUCCAGGUGAAGAACAGGUCCAAUCCAGUAUUUCAAAGCCUGUACUACCCGUUGAGGGUUCCAGAAAACAUUUCUCCAUUCACUACCAUCUUGCAUGUACAAGCCAGGAAUCCUGAGGGCUAUCGUUUGAUCUACAACCUUAUUGAAGAAAAUGCCUCCAGAACCUUUCACAUUGACUUCAAAACAGGGGUCUUGAGUGUCACCGAUAAUUUGGAUUAUGAGGCUCAAACCAAGCAUGUUCUGACAGUCCGAGCCACAGACUCUGUAAUAGGAGCCUUUUCUGAUGCCACAGUUGGGAUAGAAGUUGAAGAUAUUAAUGACAAUGCCCCAGAAUUUCAGCAACUGAGUUACACAGCAAAUGUAUUAGAGGGAUUGCCAAUUGGCACUUCCGUGUUACAGAUCUCUGCUGUGGAUAAAGACUCUGGAAGAAACAAAGCCAUAACUUAUCAAAUAGCUGGGACUGGAAAAAAUGAAUCUGACUUCUUUGAGAUUGAUCCACAGAGUGGUCUUCUUGUAACAACACAAGAACUGGACUAUGAAGACAUACAGCAGUUCCGUUUGAUAGUUAAGGCUAUAGAUCAUGGUGUACCUCCUAUGACGAGCGAGGCUUUCAUCAUUGUGAAUGUCACUGAUGUUAAUGACAACCCACCUAAGUUCAGCAAGGACCAAUAUCAUGCUACUCUCAAUGAAAUGGCCACAUGCGGUCAUAUUGUCAUUCGAAUCCAAGCAUCAGAUCCAGACAGUGGGGACCUCAAUAAUCUAGACUACACAAUACUCUCUGGAAAUGAAGACAGGCAUUUUGCCAUAAAUAGGACCUCAGGUAUAAUUUCCUUCUCUAAUGUCUGCAAGAAAAGCCUUGAUCCUUUUUAUAACCUCACAGUGGCCGUGUCAGAUGGAAUUUUUCAAAAGACGGCUCCAGUCAACAUUGACAUGAUGAACAGCAACAAGCACAAUCCCCAUUUUGACCAAAGUAUCUAUGAGGCUGAGUUGGCAGAGAAUGCUGAGGCUGGAACUCGUGUGAUCAGAUUGGCUGCAAUAGACCCUGACGAUGGUCCAUAUGGCAGUGUGGACUACACAAUCAUUAACAAACUGGCAGAUGAAAAAUUCUCCAUUGACAAUGAGGGCCAAAUUGUGACAUCUCAGCCCCUUGAUAGGGAAAACCCAACCCAGAGAGUGAUUGCCAUUAAGGUUAUGGCAAAAGAUGGUGGAGGAAGGGUUGGAUUUUGCACUGUAAAAAUAAUCCUCACUGAUGAGAAUGACAAUGCUCCUCAGUUCAAGGCAUCUGAGUACCAAGUUUCCAUUCAGUCCAGUGUAAAUAAAGGCUCCCCUGUCAUCCAGAUAAUGGCGUAUGAUGCAGACGACGGAAAGAACGCCGAUGUCACCUACACUGUUGAUGAGGCAGAGGAGGUGACAGAGGAGGUCAUUGAAAUCAACCCCUUCACUGGUGUCAUCAGUACCAAGGAGAGCCUUGUCGGAAUGGAAAACAAAAUUUUUAAUUUCAAAAUCAAGGCUCGAGAUGGAGGCAUCCCAUUCUACAACUCUACUGUACCAGUGCAAGUAAAGGUAGUUUCACCCAAAGUACCCCUCCCAAGGUUCUCAGAGCCUCUAUAUACCUUUUCUGCUGCAGAGGACCUCCCUUUGGGCUCAGAAAUAGGAGUAGUCAAGGCUGAUGCAGACACACCAAUCAUAUACAGCUUGGUAGAUGGCAACACUGUGGAGAGCAACAAGGAGCAGGUAUUUGGCGUGGACAAAGACAGUGGAGCUCUCUUUGUCCAGAAAGGCAUAGACUAUGAGAAGACAAAGUGGUACCAGAUUGAUGUCAUGGCUAACUGCAACCGCAAUGGCACCGACGUGGCCUCCCUUGUGUCCGUGAGCAUUCAAGUCCAAGAUGUGAAUGACAACCACCCUGUGUUUGAGGCCAACCCUUACCAGGCAUUCCUGGCCGAGAACAUGCCACCAGGGACAACUGUCAUCCAGGUAACAGCAAAUGACCCAGACAUGGAAACCAAUGGAGAGGUGACUUACAGGGUGGAGCCUGACCCAGAUGAUAUCAGCGAGGUGUUCACCAUUGACAGCGAGAGUGGCUGGAUCACCACUCUAAAGGAGACAGACUGUGAGACAACCAGGCUGUACCGUUUCCAUGUUGUGGCUACUGACCAUGGGGGAAAGGUCAAGCUCUCUUCCUCUGUCCUGGUGGAGGUGAUUGUGACAGAUGAGAAUGACAACCCUCCACAGUUCUCAGAAGAGGUGUACCAGGGCUCUGUCAUUGAGAAUAGCAGGCCUGGUGUGGUCAUUACCACCAUGAGCAUAAUGGAUGCUGAUGUGUCAAAGGACAACAGGUGGUUUGCCUGCUAUAUUACAGAUGGAGACCCCCAGGACUUGUUCUCCAUUGUACAAGUGGGAGAGGAGUGGAAGGUGACCCUCAAAGGCUCUCUAGACAGAGAAACCAAAGAGAGAUAUGGCCUGAAAAUAGUUGCAACUGAUGGAAGAUUUCAAGCCUCUGCCACAGUAGAUGUCCAUGUUCUUGACAUUAAUGAUAACAGUCCACUCUGUGAACAGUUGCUUUAUACUGAGGUCAUCAUGGAGAACUCUCCCCCAGGAGUCUUCAUUCUGAAGGUUUCAGCCUCAGACCCCGAUAUUGGCACUAAUGGCCAGGUCUCAUUCACCCUUCAUGGUCCCAAUGCAGACAAGUUUCAUCUUGAUCCACAGACAGGAGAGCUGUUCACCCUGGCUGUGUUGGACCGUGAACAGGAGGUUGAGUAUGACCUGGUAGCCAAAGCCACUGAUGGUGGAGGCCGCUCCUGCCAGGCUGAUGUACUUCUGAUGAUCCAAGACAUAAAUGACAACCCGCCCAGAUUCUCCACCAACCAUUAUGAUGUGACCGUUUUUGACAACACCACCGUGAGGACUCCCAUUGCUGUCAUUUAUGCCAAGGACCCAGAUACGGGUAUAAACUCAGAGGUAGUGUAUUCCCUGCUGGGUCCUGACAGCCGGUAUUUCUCCCUGGAUGAGUUCUCUGGAAUCCUGCGUCUGGAGAGGUCUCUGUCUGACGAAUCCCAGUCCAGGUUUGAGCUAAAGGUCCAAGCCACCGACCGGGGGCUCCCUCAUCGUCGGUCCUCCAUUGCCACGGUGACCGUGUCUGUGGUGGACCUCAAGGACUACCAGCCGGUCUUUCUGAGCAACGAAUACACCGCCCAGAUCCCAGAGUCCACCGCGGUCGGGACCGAGAUCCUGAGUGUGUCUGCCCUGGCCAAAGAUGCAACCGACAACGUGCCAAUUACAUAUGACAUAAUCUCUGGCAACGAGCAUGGAAAGUUUGAAAUUGAUACUGAAACCGGUGCGCUGUACGUGAACGGGUCCCUGGACUUUGAGCAUUGCCGGGAGUACUACCUGUCAGUGGAGGGGGCGAGAGGCAAGUCUUCUCUCAGCGACAUCGCCAUGGUGAUUAUCAACAUCACAGACAUCAAUGACAACGCGCCUGCCUUCAGCCUGGGAGACUACAGCAAGGAAAUCUCGGAGGAUAUCUCGCCUGGAGACACAGUGAUGCAGGUGUCUGCCGAUGACCUCGACGGACCGUUGAACAACCUCGUCCGGUACUCCAUCGUGAGCGGCGACCCAGAGCGGCAAUUCAGCAUCGAUCCCCGCAGUGGGGAGAUCAGAGCGAUCCGCAGGCUGGACCGGGAGGAGGUGACUCACUACUCUUUAACCGUGCAAGCUGCGGACUCGGGUCACCCCCCUUUGUCGACCGCCGUGCAGGUCACCGUGACUGUGUCUGACGUCAACGACAACCCGCCCGUGUUCUCUAAGAACAACCACAGCGUGGUCCUUCAGGAGGGAGAACCGGUGGGCAGCAGCAUUCUCCAGCUCACCGUGACAGACCGUGACACCCCCCGGAACGGCCCUCCCUUCUCCUUCCACAUCCUGUCUGGGAACGAGGACAAGCGCUUCCACAUAGACCAGGGGGGACUGCUCUCCAUCGCUGGCCCCCUCAGGAAGAGGACUAAGGGCCAACACCUGCUGAAAAUCCAGGUGACGGACAGUGGCCACCCCCCACUCUCCUCCAUAUGUGUGGUGAGAAUCAAUGUCACGGAGCAGAGCAAAUAUCCCCCUGCAGUGGUGCCUCUGGACGUGUUCAUCACCACCACAGACGGGGCCUUCUCCAGCAGGGUCAUCGGCAAGCUCCACGCAACAGACCAGGACCUCCACGACGUGCUCUCCUACAAGCUGGGCCUGGAUUCCCAGGACAGCGUCCGGUUCUCCGUGGACCCAACGGACGGGAAGAUCGUGGCGCAGCGCGCUCUGGAGCCGGGCCUGUACUUCCUGAACGUCAGCGUGUCCGACGGGAAGUUCAGCGCCUGGGCGGGCGUGCGGGUCCACGUGUGGGGGGCCACGCAGCAGGACCUGGACCGGGGCGUCACCCUACAGCUGGCAGGCCUGACGCCCGAGGAGUUUGUGACCGACCACUGGAGGGCGAUGCAGCGCAGCCUGGGGGCGGGGCUUCACGUCGCCAGCUUGCAGCAGGAGCCCGGUUCCUCAGACCUGGAGGUGCUGCUGGUGUGGAGGAAUGCGGAGCCUCUGCUGGCCAGCCAGCUCGCCAGGGUCAUGGAGAACGACAUGGGCAUCAGGGUCACGAGGGUGCGCCAGGAGAGCUGCGUGGGUGUGGACUGCCCCCCCAGGGGCUGCAGGAACACGGUCCGCGUCACAGACGAGUGGGUGUCCCACUACACCUCAGCUAGGACCGGUUUCAUCACCCCGCGACACACCUGGGAGAGCGUCUGCUUUUGUAAUGAAUCAGCUGUGAAAUUUGACGGGAACGGAUAUCUCAAGUUCCUGUACCAGGCAGAUGCGGAGAAGCAGGGGGAGCAGGACUUCCAGCUGUCUCUGCGGAUGAAGACGUUUCAGGAGCACAGCCUGGUCAUGUCCACUAAUGGGACUGACUGGGGAUCCCUGGAGGUCGUCGGCGGGGAGCUCAGGUUCAGGUACGGCUGCGGGAACGAGCCCCCGGGCACGCUGCGGGCGCAGGCCGGGCCCGUGUCGGACGGACGCUGGCACCACGUCCUGCUGGAGCUCAGGGGCACCGAGCUGAAGCUGACCCUGGACCGGGCCCACCCGAACGUGGUCACCCUGGCUGAGCCCUGCCGGAUGACCCGCCCCGGCGGGGCGCUGACGUUCGCUGCCCCGUGGGCCCCCCACGGAGAGGGCCGCCCGCCGGGGUUCCGCGGCUGCUUGGGCGAGGUGGAGUUCAACGGGGAGGCCGUGAGGGGAACGGAGGGAGCGGGCGAGCGGGGCCUCGAAUCACAGGCCGGGGACAGGAGGGUGUUCGGGCUGUACCAGUGCUGCUCCCAAAUCGAGAGGUGUGCCGACCACCCCUGCCAGAAUGGCGGGACGUGUGUGGAGAACUCAAAUGGAGAAUUCCGCUGUAGCUGCACCCCACAGUACUUUGGGUCCCACUGUGAGCAGGCCAACAACCCCUGUAGUUCCCAGCCCUGUGCCCACGGAGGGGUGUGCCAACCCAAGGCUCAAGGCUACAGCUGCAGCUGCCCGGAGCACUCGACUGGAAGCAGGUGUCAAAACGUCAUCGACACAUGUUCCCCAAACCCGUGCCCGAAUGGUUACGACUGUAAAAUUGCGGAUGGUCUGAUGCACUGUGACCCUUUGCCCCAGGUGUCUGGGGGCAUUGGCAUGGUGGAGAUUGUGGAGAUCGCUGCCAGCGCCUUGGGCAUCGUGUUCCUCGUGGGGGUCUUUGUUUGCAUCCGUAAGCGGUACGUCCAACGGAAGAAACAAAAGCAGGCGACCGCCCGCGACUCCAAUGGCUACUACCCGCCCAGCAUGGCCAAGCGGGUGAUGGUAGACGGGCAGCAAACGUCGGCCAUCGAGAUGAGCAUGCUGGCGGAGACCGGGAACGACCUGGACCACGACCCGUUCCGGACCCUGAAGCCCCGCGGGCAGACCGAACUCGUGUCCCGGGGAGGCAACCAGGCCCAGAAGGCGCAGGGGCCGGUGGUGUGCAGCGUGGCCCCCAACCUGCCGCCUCCGCCGCCCUCCAGCUCCGACAACGAGUCGAUCCUCAAAAACAACUGGGAGCUGGACUAUGACGUGUAUCCCGCUGACCCUGACUACUUCGGCCGGCCCACGGUCCAGGAGUUCCCUCAGUUCGACAUCGUGGAAGGCACGUUCUCGCCCGCGCCGCCCCCGGACCCGCGACGGAGCGGCCGCUUCGGGGGUUUCCCGUUCCCCCUGGACCGCUGCGACCGGCGGGCCCCGCUGCCGCCCUGCUACAGCAACCAGAACCUGGACGACUUCCUGGGGCCCGACGGGCAGCCGCUGCCCGCCCCGCAGUGCCCCAACGAGUACACGGCCAUCAGCUACUACCCCGUCGAGCACGCGCGCAGCGUGGACAACGUCUCCGCCGGCAACUACCGCCGGCUGAGCAUGCGGCUGAGCGUGGCCCAGCCCUCCUACGCGGACAGCGGCCCCCCUCCCCAGGGGCCCCCCAGCCUCCCGGAGCAGGGGACCCUCAGCUACGCGGGGUCAGACAUGGUGGAGAGCGACUACGGCAGCUGUGAGGAGGUCAUGUUCUGAGCUCGCACAGCCCCGGGGCCGGAUGCUCCUAUCAGGCAGCUUUCUUCUUUAAAAUUGUUUUUGGAAGGACACCCUGGAGCUAAGGAGCUUCCACAACAACUUCCAACGUCGAGUCCCGCCGCCAGUACUGGUCCAGAGUACCGAGACAAAAAGGGGCAGACUUUAAACAGAAUAAAUUUUAUUUUUUGCUUUUGUUUGUUUUUUUGUUUCUGGCAU
Molecule: messenger RNA, 13487 nt
Organism: Anguilla anguilla (European eel)
Lineage: Eukaryota; Metazoa; Chordata; Actinopteri; Anguilliformes; Anguillidae
Gene: fat2
Product: FAT atypical cadherin 2
Exons: 24
Coding region: 231-13271 (4346 amino acids)
Biological process (GO): homophilic cell-cell adhesion
Cellular component (GO): plasma membrane; adherens junction
Molecular function (GO): calcium ion binding
Source: RefSeq, a predicted model, not a curated record